CCGGGCCGCUCCCGCCAUGCGGCGCUGGGUGCUCCUCAGCCUGCUGCUGCUGCUGCUGCUGCUGCUGCAGGAAGCGCUGCCACACGUUAUUGGACAGCCUGUGAAGAGUAAGCGUCCCAAAGAACCUGGAGAAAACAAAAUUAAGCCUGUUAACAAGAAAGCAAAACCCAAGAAUCCCAAAAUGAAGGAGAGAGAAUCUGUGGAUUCCUCUUUGAAGUCCCAGUCCAUACUGACACAGGUGAUGGAUAAAGGUCAUUUCCAGAAACUAGCUGCCACCUUAAGCCUGGCUGCAGGACAAAGUGUAGAGCUGCGAUGUAAGGGGAGUAAUGUUACUUGGAACUAUCCUUCUUAUUUAGACACCUUUAAAGAUUCCAGACUCAGCAUAAAGCAACUUGACAGAUAUAGUCAGCUGAUCCUUGCAAACUCCACUGCAGCAGACACAGGUGAAUACAGCUGCUGGCUUCAGCUGUGCAGUGGUAACAAAUGCAGGAAGGAUGAGACAAAAACAGGGUCAACAUACAUCUUUUUUGCAGACAAAGAGGAGCUUUUUGUACCUACUCCCAGUUAUUUUGAGAUUGUCUACCUGAACCCAGAUAAACCUGCAGUCAUCCCAUGCCGUGUUACUACUCCUUCAGCAAAAGUGACUCUUCACAGGGAAUUUCCAGCAGGAGAAAUUGAAACAGAUGGAACUGAUAUUAUUUAUGAUGCAAAGAAGGGUUUUGUCUUCCAGCACCCUACUUUUGAUCAUAAAGGUAUUGUCUACUGCAAAGCAGAGUCCCAGGGAGCACCUCAGAUUUCCAUCAAAUAUCACCUACUAUAUGUGGAAGUUCCCAAGGGCCCACCCUCAACCACAGUGGCAGUGUCACCCAGUAGAGUGGGCCUCAGUGACAGAGUUCGUGUCGUCUGCACCGUCCUCGGGGAGCCAGAUGUGGAUGUGAAGUUCAGGUGGCAGUAUCCAGGGCAAGAGUCCGAGAGGCCUGUGAUUAUUCAAAAUUUCUGGAGAUUGAUAAACAGAGGAAUUGGCCAUACUACAAGAAUCUCAAAGAGUGUUCUUCUUGUGGAGGAUUUUGAAGACACAGAUGUGGGAAACUAUGUUUGUAUAGCUCAGAACUUACAAGGAGAAACAACAGUAGCUACCAAAGUUGAACUGAAGUGA
Lonchura striata (white-rumped munia) is the source of this 1156-nucleotide messenger RNA. RefSeq names its product platelet derived growth factor receptor like (gene PDGFRL). Lineage: Eukaryota; Metazoa; Chordata; Aves; Passeriformes; Estrildidae. The record is from RefSeq and is a predicted model, not a curated record.